Sesamum indicum (sesame) is the source of this 1120-nucleotide messenger RNA. The record is from RefSeq and is a predicted model, not a curated record. NCBI's taxonomy places the organism in Eukaryota, Viridiplantae, Streptophyta, Magnoliopsida, Lamiales, Pedaliaceae.
AAGGGUACAAGCCUCCAAAGCAGAGAGAGAGAGAGAGUAGAGAGAGAGAGAGAGAGAUCAGCGAAAGGUUAGGGUUCUGUGUCAAUGGCGGAGAGUGAUGUGAAGAGGGGGACUGUUAAGUGGUUUCAUGAUCAGAAGGGUUUUGGGUUUAUAACUCCUGAUGAUGGAAGUGAGGAUAUCUUCGUUCACCAAUCAGCUAUUAAAUCUGAGGGUUUCCGAAGUCUCGGUGAAGGAGAGACCGUGGAGUUCGUGGUGGAAUACUCCGAUGAUGGUCGGCUAAAGGCGGCGAAUGUGACGGGGCCUGAUGGUGCCCCUGUGCAAGGCAGCACCCGCGGAUCUUACGGCGGGAGAGGCGGCGGCAGCGGCAGCGGCGGAGGUGGAUUUAACGGAGGUAGCAGGGGUGGCGGCCGUUCUUAUGGAGGUGGGGGUUAUGGCGGAGGCGGAGGUGGAUACGGAGGCGGUGGCGGAUACGGAGGAGGUGGAGGCGGAUAUGGAGGAGGUGGAGGGAGUGGCUGCUUUAAGUGUGGUGAUACAGGGCAUAUGGCCAGGGAAUGUCCUCAGGGUGGCGGUGGAGGUGGUGGAAGAUAUGGCGGGGGGGGGGGCGGGGGGGGGGGGGGGGGAUGCGGCGGCGGCGGCGGCGGCGGUGGUGGGGGUUGUUAUAAGUGUGGGGAAGAAGGACACUUUGCUCGUGACUGCCCCAACGCGGAACGCUGAGCUACUCUGGUGUCGGUGAUGCUUGUUUACAUGUUUAUCAGGUGUUUGUGAUGUUUAUCGGCUGGGUUAUGUGGUUUUGCUAUUAAAGGGUUUUCUGAGAUGGUGAACCAUUUUACAUUUACUCUUCUCUGCCUUUGUCUUGUUGCGCUGUGGUCGCCUUUUUUCCUUAGGGUUUUUAAAUUUUAUAAUGAAGAUGAUGUUGCUAUGAACUCCUGCUACUAUGUGAUUAGGUCCGUCCAGUUCUGUUGAUAAGUGUAUACAUGUAUAUGGAUAUACAUGUUGUCUGCUUAGUAUCUUUCUUGAAUGAUCUUGAAUGAGUUCCUACCCUGUCCAUUAUUCUCAGAUCAAUAUCACCAGAAGAUUUUGCACACACAUUAUUAAGGAUGAGAGGAUCCAUGAAUUCAAU